UCCAAAUUUCCAUUAGCCUGUAGAGAACUGGUUUUGCCUGUCUCUUUCGCUCUUUCUCUCCUUCGUUACCUUAUAUUAUCCCCACUUUUAUAGCCACACACCCUCUUCUCUCAUUUCCUUUUCACUCACUCUUUCUCCCUCUCUCUCAACUCAACGUAACCCAAGUGUUUGAAUUCUAUUCAUGUUGUCUCUUUGAGAGAGGUAAGAAAGUUUCUUUUUUGUGUAGAACUAUCAGUUUUUGGAUUUGAAAUUUUGUUUUUUCAAUCAGAUUCUUUGUUGGGUACUUCUAAUACUGCUGUUUUUGCUGAAUUUGGUUCUUGUAUCCCCUGAAUUUUGCUUCUGUUGAUAAUUUUUCCCCCAUAUACUUGACUGUAUACUUGUGGAAUUGUAGACAAAGAAAAUGAGUUUAUCAUAGAAUUCAUUAGUUUUACUGGAAGCAUGCAAGGAACAAUGGCUUCCAUGGCUUCCCUGGUCAGUUUAGGAAGUGUUAUGAUAGUGGGUUCGUCUGAAAGGUCCCGUUCAUUUGUUAGGAGAGUUUCUUUGUCUAGAAGAAAUUUUAGAGGUAACAAAGGAUGGCAUUGUGUGUCAGUUUCUGUCUGUAAAUAUUCAGUCACAGCGACAGAUUUAAUUGCUGAGCAAGGCAAUGCUGUUUCCCUUGAUUCUAACACCUAUAAAGGAAGUAGUAGUACUGAUGGCCAAGCUGACUUUGUACUCAAGCCUUCCCCGAAGCCGGUAUUGAAGUCCUCGGGGUCCAAUGUAGAAACCCUUUUGGGUGGGAACUCAACAGAUUGGGACCCUUCAAGAAAUAGUCGGGGCUCUAAUGAUGAAGGGCUAGGUAGUGAGCAAGAAAGAAGUAAGGUGAUUGAGUCGCUUGGAGAGGUUUUGGAGAAGGCGGAAAAGCUUGAAACUUCAACAUCAGGCGAAUUGGGUAAUAACACAGGUAGUGGGUCUGUAAAUAAACCAGCACUCUCUAAUACAAGUAAUGUCUCUAGAAAUGCUGAACCACCUGUGAACUCGAUGGCGAAUAGGAGAACUAAAACAAUGAAGAGUGUGUGGAGGAAAGGUGAUUCUGUUGCAUCUGUUAAAAAAGUUGUAAAGGAAUCACCUAAACUCGAUGGGAAGGUUGAUAGAGAAGAUCCUAAAUCUGGGAGAGGAGUGAAGGUAGAGUCUCAAACCCCUGUUGCUCCUUUAAGGCCGCAGCCACCCUUGAGACCACAACCGAAAUUACAAACAAAACCUUCUGUAGCGCCAAAUCCAACAAUCAAGAAACCUGUUAUAUUGAAGGAUGUGGGGGCUGUUAAAAGUUCUCAAACAACAAAUGACACUGAUUCAACUAUGAAAACGAAAGAACGGAAGCCGAUUUUGAUUGACAAAUUUGCAAGCAAGAAACCAGUGGUUGAUCCUGUAAUUGCUCAAGCAGUUUUAGCUCCUACAAAACCAGUAAAGAGUCCUCCCCCAGGAAAAUUCAAAGAUGAUUAUCGGAAGAAAAAUGCUGCUGGAGGCUCACGGAGGCGAAUGAAAGCUGACAAUGAUGUUGAUAUUGAUGAUUCAUCAGAACUCAAUGUUUCCAUUCCUGGAGCAGCCAGGAAAGGUAGGAAAUGGAGUAAAGCGAGCAGGAAAGCAGCUCGACUCCAGGCUGCCAGAGAUGCCGCUCCUGUCAAAGUAGAAAUCCUAGAGGUUGUUGAAAAAGGUAUGUCAGUUGAGGAGUUGGCUUACGAUCUGGCCAUCAGUGAAGGUGAAAUUCUUGGGUAUUUGUACUCAAAGGGAAUUAAGCCUGAUGGCGUUCAAACUCUGGACAGAGAUAUUGUUAAAAUGGUUUGCAAAGAGUAUGGCGUGGAAGUCAUAGAUGCUGAUCCUGUAAAAGUGGAAGAAAUGGCAAAAAAGAAGGCAUUUUUUGAUGAAAAAGACUUGGACAAACUAGAAGAGAGGCCUCCAGUCUUAACUAUUAUGGGACACGUGGAUCAUGGCAAAACGACCCUUUUAGACUGCAUCCGAAAAAGCAAGGUAGCUUCCUCAGAAGCAGGUGGAAUUACGCAAGGAAUUGGAGCAUAUAAAGUCCUUGUACCUGUUGAUGGCAAGUUGCAACCAUGCGUUUUCCUUGAUACUCCUGGGCAUGAGGCUUUCGGAGCGAUGAGAGCUCGUGGUGCAAGGGUGACAGACAUCGCUAUCAUUGUUGUGGCCGCAGAUGAUGGAAUUCGCCCUCAGACAACUGAGGCAAUAGCUCAUGCCAGAGCUGCUGGAGUACCAAUAGUGAUAGCUAUAAACAAGAUAGAUAGAGAUGGAGCUAAUCCAGAACGAGUGAUGCAAGAGCUUUCUUCAAUUGGUCUAAUGCCAGAAGAUUGGGGUGGUGACAUCCCGAUGGUCCAGAUAAGUGCUCUUAAAGGCAAUAAUGUCGACGAGCUGUUGGAAACUGUUAUGCUUGUUGCAGAGUUGCAAGAGUUAAAGGCUAAUCCCCAUAGAACUGCAAAGGGCACCGUCAUUGAAGCAGGUCUUGAUAAAUCAAAAGGACCGCUAGCUACAGUUAUUGUGCAAAAUGGAACUCUCAAAAGGGGAGACGUUGUAGUUUGUGGAGAAGCCUUCGGAAAGGUGCGGGCUUUAUUUGAUGAUGAUGGAAAGCGUGUUGAUGAGGCUGGACCCUCCAUACCUGUUCAGGUAAUUGGAUUGAAUACCGUCCCAAUUUCUGGUGAUGUAUUUGAGGUUGUUGAAUCCCUGGAUAUUGCAAGAGAAAAGGCAGAGUCUUCUGCUGUGUCAUUGCGGGACCAACGUAUAUCAGCUAAGGCCGGAGAUGGGAAAAUUACUCUUUCAUCUUUAGCUUCAGCUGUGGCUGCAGGAAAAGUGUCUGGGAUAGAUUUGCACCAGCUAAAUAUUGUCAUGAAGGUUGAUGUUCAGGGAUCAAUUGAGGCUGUAAAACAAGCCCUGCAAACUCUACCGCAAGAUAACGUCACCUUGAAGUUUCUCUUAGAAGCAACGGGUAAUGUAAGUAACAGCGAUGUUGAUCUUGCAGUUGCCAGCGAUGCCAUUAUCUUGGGUUUUAAUGUCAAAGUACCAGCUUCUGUGAAAAGUUUGGCAGAGAACAAAGGAGUUGAAAUUCGGCUGUAUAGAGUUAUCUAUGAACUUAUUGACGAUAUGCGAAAUGCAAUGGAAGGACUCUUGGAUCCUGUUGAGGAACAAGUACCAAUUGGCUCAGCUGAAGUCCGGGCAGUAUUCAGCAGUGGCAGUGGUCGUGUAGCUGGAUGCAUGGUAAAUGAUGGUAAAGUUGUUACAGGCUGCGGCAUCCGUGUCCUCCGAAGGGGUAAGGAAGUUUUUGUUGGCCUUCUUGAUUCGUUGAGGCGUGUUAAGGAGAUUGUGAAAGAGGUAAAUGCUGGACUUGAGUGUGGAAUUGGUAUGGAGGACUUUGAUGAUUGGGAGGAGGGAGACACUAUUGAAGCCUUCAACACAGUUGAAAAGAGGCGUACCCUUGAAGAGGCAUCCACUUCAAUAUCGGAAGCAUUGGAAGGAAUGAAAUAUUAGAAGGCAUGCGAUUCUAAAUUUGGCUGCUGUUCUUUUCUUGAGGAAUAUCAAUUUUUGAUUAUCGUCGACAGAUAGACAUAGUAGCAGCGCUCUCCAAUCAGUGAUCCGACACUGCUUUGCAGCUAUGUAUCGGCAAGCUCCCAUCGUGCACAAUUUAUUUGGAGUGGGGGGUGCCAUGGCUCUGUCUUGGCAUGAAAUUACUUUUCUUGUAAUCUAUACACUGUAUAUAAUUAUGAAUUUUGUAAUUUCAGUUUCUUUUGUAAAAGAGAGAAGAACAACAUUCAUUUAGUUAUUGUUUCAAUGUGAGGAUCUCUUUUGCCUUGAAGCAAGCCCAAAAAAGUGUAUCAUAUGCCACAAAACUUGAUAUGGAAUUACCAAAAAAAAAAGAAGCUGGAUUCCUCA
Molecule: messenger RNA, 3912 nt
Organism: Humulus lupulus (European hop)
Lineage: Eukaryota; Viridiplantae; Streptophyta; Magnoliopsida; Rosales; Cannabaceae
Product: translation initiation factor IF-2, chloroplastic
Exons: 12
Coding region: 439-3510 (1023 amino acids)
Biological process (GO): translational initiation
Molecular function (GO): GTP binding; GTPase activity; translation initiation factor activity
Source: RefSeq, a predicted model, not a curated record